Ananas comosus (pineapple) is the source of this 1998-nucleotide messenger RNA. RefSeq names its product protein LIGULELESS 1-like. Gene Ontology annotation, molecular function: DNA binding. The transcript is spliced from 3 exons. The record is from RefSeq and is a predicted model, not a curated record. Lineage: Eukaryota; Viridiplantae; Streptophyta; Magnoliopsida; Poales; Bromeliaceae. Bases 196 to 1476 code for a protein of 426 amino acids. Gene Ontology annotation, cellular component: nucleus.
UGUACUCGGUGGAAACCUCAAAAGAGAACGAACACCUUUCCCAUAAGCCCGUCUCAAGAAAGAAGAUGAAGAGCAACAACAAACCUUACACAGCUAUAUAGUGUCCUUUCACAUGUCCUCCCCCUUCUUUUCAGCUUGUAACACUCUUUAGCUCUACACGCUUUUCUUCUCGGAGUCCUUUCUUGACGUGUGAAGAUGAUGAACGUACCCGAUUCCGCCGAGUCUUUUGUCCCUUCCAUCAUAACCCUAGCUGGGAUGGAAGAAACCACCAUGCAAAGAGAUCAUCAUCAUCAGCUAUGGCCAUUAGAGGCCAGCACCCAACAAAUAAGUAGCAACUCCAUAGCUCCCCUCUCCAACAGCAUCAUCGCUGCUCCCCAUACACCCGAUCUCCAAUUCCAGCCCUAUUCACAGUACCUUCAUGAGUACCCGCAGUUCCAACAAAGCAACUUCCAGUUAUAUUACCCUCCACAGCCUUCGAUCUCUGACUACAAUUUCACCGGCCUUGCAAGGCCUGUGGAGGAUCAUGUCAGUAUAGCUCCGUCCCCCCAGCUAGGGUUAGGGUUGAACCUCGGAUACGGGUCGUACCUUUCAUCGAGGGAUGUGCUCUUCCGGUCGAGAUGGGGUUACCCUUUUGCACACCACCAGCCGCCACGCUGUCAGGCAGACGGGUGCAGGGCCGACCUCUCUCGGGCCAAGCGCUACCAUCGGAGGCACAAGGUGUGCGAGUUCCAUGCAAAAGCCGCCAUGGUCGUCAUAAAUGGUGGUCUGCAGCAGAGAUUCUGCCAGCAAUGCAGCAGAUUUCACUCCUUGGAAGAGUUUGAUGACAACAAGAAGAGCUGCAGAAAGCGGUUAGCUGACCACAACCGCCGUCGGAGGAAGCUGAAGCCAGCAUCAAGUGCAGCAGGCACAGCAUCUCCAGCCGGUGCCACAACACAAAAGAGAAAGCUAGCUAACAAAACGGUCACGAAAAGCACAAACACAAAGGCUUGCAUCGGUAGUGCCUCCACUUCUUUCCCUGUUAACUCAACCACGGAGGGGCAACAACAACAACAACAACUGCAGCAACCAAAUAGAGAGAUUCAACUGAAGAACGGCCCAUCUUUGUCUCUGGGAGGGGUUGAAGAAGUAAACAAGGCAGGAGCCUUUAUUACUGCAUCAGCCUCUCAAGGCCAUUUCAGCAAUCAAGGCUCAUCUCCGUUAUUCCAUGCAACUAAUUACAACAUUUAUUCAGAGGGGAACGUCUCCUCAGUGCAGCAACAGCUGGAAAACCAGUUGCCCUCCUCUCGUGAUCAUCAGGCCCCUUCCCUCAACUGCUACUUAGCCCACCAGAGCGUCUCCUGCUGUAGCUCCAGUGAGGCAUCUCGUCACUCCCAGUCGACUACUGAUCAAGGAGUGCACUCCAAUUUGUCUAGCUACCAGCACCAAAAUAAUAUCCUCCAGUUGAGACAAGCCAUGUUGGAGCUGGAUUUCCUGUGAUCGAUGUGCAUCCGAAUUAAUCUGGUUGUGCUAUCAAGGCCUAAAUUGGGAAUACUUCCGGUAUGGCGGCUAUUUCUGACGCUUUAGAGCUUCAAAAACAUAGCAUAAAAUAUGAAAGAUCACCACCCUCUUCCUAUAUAUUAUCCAACGCAUUGAAAUUGUGGCGAGACCUUGCGUUGAGCAACCACCUGACUAUAUAUAUAUAUAUAUAUAUAUAUAUAUAUAUAUAUAGGAGGAGGAGGAGGAUGAAACUAUAAAGCGUUUUCAUAUUUUGUGGAGCUAUAAAGCGGCGAAGUGGCUGUUAUAACUAGGAAGCAUUACCGAACUAUGCCAAAGUUGAUUCUUUUAGCUAUUUCCCUCUCCUUUUUUCUAGCUGUGUUAUCAUUUUCUCGUGAUAUUAUCAGUCUCCGGUGUGGUAAUAAUAUAUAUGUUUCUAUUUACGUAGAACACUAUGCAUGUAAUAGUUACUAAUGUGGUAAUGGACUUGACAAGUUGAAUGUAGAAUUUCCUUAUUUCCCUUUA